Molecule: messenger RNA, 2977 nt
Organism: Rhizophagus irregularis DAOM 181602=DAOM 197198
Lineage: Eukaryota; Fungi; Glomeromycota; Glomeromycetes; Glomerales; Glomeraceae
Source: RefSeq, a predicted model, not a curated record
CUAUAUAGAUGUAUAUAUAUACUUUAAUGCCCACUACCGUUUCUCGGAGCGAAUUCGGUUUUAUCGGUUAAAGUUAACGUAUUAUUACCUUUAGAAAUUUAGGUCUUUGUGAAUUAAAUAAUUAAAGUGUAAUUUUUAUAUACUGUUAGAGCUUAUUCAGCUUUUCAGUUAUAAUGGCUAAAAACGGUCGUAAGGAGGUGGAACAGCGUAAGGGUGAAGAAAAGAAAGAGCCGCAAAUACGAGACGAACAGCAAGAAGCAUUAAGAGAAAAGGCCAUAAAAAAUAUGGCUAAACGGCCAGACUAUGGAAAAACCGGUCGCCACACUCACGUUCUUACGAAUUAUUUUGAAGUUAAAAAGAUAGCAAAUAAGCCAUACCUUGAAAAAUAUGAUAUAUCUAUGAAGCUUAUAAUUCAACAAAGACCCGAGGGAGAAGGUAAUCAAAGAAGACGCGCCCCAAAGCAACCAAAGCAACAAAAGCAGCUUCCUGUGCAUGUACAGCGCAUGGUAUUCCAACAACUAGAAAAACAAGAACGUAAUGGUUGGUUCAAAGGAAUUGGUGUAGUAUUUGAUGGAAAUACAACUCUUUACUCUACCGAUUUAUUGAGAUUAAAUAGUCCAGAUUCCGGAAAUACAUCGGUUAGUUUAAAAGAUGAUCAAGAUUCAAGGGGGAACCCAAUGGAAUAUAAAGUUGAAGUUCAGAAACUUGACAGAGUUGACUUAGGCGAAUUAAAGAAAUGUCUUGAGGGUAAAGAAAUGAAAUGGGAAUAUUUUGAUCUAGUUGGAAUAAGAGGAUUAAAUGCUCUCAUACAUCAUAUUCCAUCAAUGAAAUAUACACAAUUUGGCGAAUCCACAUAUUUGCCUUCAACUCGCAAAUCAUUAGGAGGUGGUGUUGAGCUAUGGAUGGGAUGGUUUGAAAGUGUGAGACCUGGACAAGAUAGCUAUUUUGUUAAUGUCAAUACAACUUAUACUGUAUUUUACGAACCUGGUAUUCUUUCAAAUUUGAUUCCGAAAUACCUUAAUUCCAGCAUCCCAGAACGUUUUAGUCAAAAUCAGCAUGAUAGAGUGACUGAACUUAUACGUGGUUUACAAUUUAGACCUGUUCAUCGUCCUCAAGUGAAUACAAGAUUAAAAAUCAAAAGGCUUUGCCCGAAUAAUGCCUAUGAUAUUAAAAUUGAUAUGCCAGAUUCUGGUGAAAAAGUUGAUAUUUACACAUACUUCCAACAUCGUUAUAAUAUCACUUUACGUCAUGUACAUCUUGUUGAACUUGAAGGUCGCAGAAAUGAUAAAGUUCCAAUAGAACUUUGCAAUGUUAUUGAGGGACAACGAUUUCCUGUUGCAAAAUUAACCAGUGCUCAGAGAGGAGCAAUGAUAAAACAUACCGCUUUACGACCUCAAGAAAAUGUACAUCGAAUUAAUGAGGGUGUACAAGAUGUUUUACAAUUUGAAAAAGACUUUAAAUUAAGCAGCUUUGGGAUGGAAGUUGAUGAGCAAAUGGCGAUUAUUCCUGCUCGUGUUUUGAAGCCACCACAAAUUUCAUAUCAUUCCACUUCCAAGGCGGGUGGAACUGUAAGACCUAAAGAAGGUGGAUGGAAUCUGAGAGAUCGUAAAUUUGUACGAAGUGGAAAUACUCUUCGCUAUUGGGUUGUAGUUGCAUUUAUUGAUCAGCGAAAAUUCAACCAGGCGAAGCAAUUUGUAAAAGAGCUUGUCAAUACUAGCCGACAACAGGGAAUGGAUAUUGCAGAGACUAAUCCUAGAAUCAAUUGUGUCAAGCCACAUGGUGAUGCACAAACAUAUCAACGCAUGAUUGAGGCAGAGUAUAAUAAUGCGAGAAAUCAUCUUUUGAAUGAUUUACAACUUAUGCUUUUUGUUCUCCCGGAUGAUGAUGAAAAGCGUUAUCGGGCCAUAAAAUAUACCACUGACACUAUUAUUGGUGUUCCUUCACAGUGUGUACAACUUGAUAAGGUGUAUAAAACAAGUAAACAAUAUUGUGCCAAUGUAGCGCUUAAAAUAAAUUUGAAGCUUGGUGGAACCAAUCAGUCUCUCGAGGAAACAGAAAUUCCUCAGUUAACAAAAGAACCAGUUAUGCUGCUUGGUGCAGAUGUUACUCACCCUACUGGUGGACGUGCUGGGCCUUCAAAUAUGCCUUCAAUCUGUGCAGUUGUUGGUUCCCUUGAUCGUCAAGGCGGAAGGUUUAUCUCUAAACUUGAAAGUCAAAGAACAAGGCAAGAAAAGAUUGAAAAUAUGGGUGGUAUGGUUAAGGAAAUUUUAAUAGAUUAUCGUUCAAAAAACAAUAUUUUACCUCUGCGAAUUAUCAUGUAUCGUGAUGGUGUAUCUGAGAGUCAAUUUGAAAUGGUUUUAACACAUGAACUUGAAAAAAUCAAAGAUGCUUGCAAAGAAAUUGACGAAACAUAUAAUCCUCCUAUUACUUUUGUGAUUGUAGGCAAAAGACAUCACACAAGAUUUUAUCCACAACAAAAAAACGAUACUGAUAGUAAAGGAAAUUGUGUAGCUGGUACUGUUGUAGACCGUAAAAUAACACAUCCAUAUUUAUUUGAUUUUUUUUUACAAUCACACACAAGUUUACAUGGGACCUCUCGUCCAGCUCAUUAUCAUGUUCUUUUUGAUGAAAAUAAAUUUACAUCUGAUAUACUGCAAAACUUGACACAUAAACUUUGCUAUAAUUAUCAACGUGCUACCCGUUCUGUUUCUAUUGCACCGGCAGCUUAUUAUGCACAUUUGGCGGCUAAACGUGCACGAUUACAUCUUGAACAACAGCCACGUGGAGAAACAGAAUUUGUAUUGAAAGAAGUUAAAGAAAGUUUAGCUAAAGAUAAUACGAUGUAUUUUAUUUAAUCAUUCUUUCUUAGAUCAUACAAAUUAAAAAAAGAAAAAAUAAAUUAUUUUUGUAUAAAAAAAUUUUAUUGCAAUAAUUUAAAAAAAAUUACUUUUUAUGAUAAAAGGAUACCAACUAGUUA